Messenger RNA from Penicillium paradoxum, 738 nucleotides. RefSeq names its product dolichyl-phosphate beta-D-mannosyltransferase. Gene Ontology annotation, biological process: protein O-linked glycosylation via mannose; GPI anchor biosynthetic process. Gene Ontology annotation, molecular function: dolichyl-phosphate beta-D-mannosyltransferase activity. Lineage: Eukaryota; Fungi; Ascomycota; Eurotiomycetes; Eurotiales; Aspergillaceae. Gene Ontology annotation, cellular component: endoplasmic reticulum membrane. Bases 1 to 738 code for a protein of 245 amino acids. The transcript is spliced from 2 exons. The record is from RefSeq and is a predicted model, not a curated record.
AUGGGCGCGACCAAGAACAAGUACUCGGUCAUCCUUCCCACCUACAAUGAGCGGAGGAACCUCCCUAUCAUCAUCUGGUUGAUCCAGAGGACCUUCAACGAGGAGAAGCUGGAUUGGGAGAUUAUUGUCGUUGACGACGGAUCCCCUGACGGCACACUCGAGAUCGCGAAGCAGCUCCAGACGCUCUAUGGCGCCGAACACAUCAUUCUCAAGCCCCGCGAGGGCAAGCUCGGUCUGGGAACCGCUUAUGUCCACGGCCUGAAAUAUGUCACCGGCAACUACGUUAUCAUCAUGGACGCUGACUUCAGCCACCACCCCAAGUUCAUCCCCGAGAUGAUUCGCAUCCAAGAAGAGACCGAUGCUGACAUUGUCACUGGAACCCGAUACGCGAACCGCGGUGAUAUUAAGGGCGGUGUCUACGGCUGGGAUUUGUUCCGCAAGUUCACCUCGCGCACUGCCAACCUGAUCGCGGACGUCAUGCUGAUGCCCGGUGUGAGUGACUUGACUGGUAGCUUCCGUCUCUACAAGAAGUCAGUGCUGGAGAAGGUCAUCCUGAACACCGAGAGUAAGGGUUACAGUUUCCAGAUGGAGAUGAUGGUCCGUGCCAAAGCAAUGGGUUACAAGGUGUCCGAGUGCCCGAUUACCUUCGUGGAUCGUCUCUAUGGCGAGAGCAAGCUUGGUGGAUCUGAGAUUGUCGAGUACCUCAAGGGUGUAUUGAACUUGUGGCUGAAGGUCUAA